AUGAAAUUUUGUAGCCUGUUUCUGAAGAAUUUAAGAAAAUUACUAUUAAAUAUCGAUAUGUUUGGAUCUCAAAUUAACUUAUAAAUCAAAAAAGAAAAUGAAUAUCAUACAAUUUUUGGAAUGCUAAUGAGUCUUGGGAUUUUAACACUUAUCUACUAUUCCUUCUUAUCUUUAGUAAUUGAAAUGAUAGAGCGUAAGAGUCCUAAUGUUCUUUAGAAUAUUCAAUAUUAAGCUUUUCCUGAUGAAUACAAACUGGAAUAAGACUCUUUCAUCUUUUACAUAGUUUUGUCCGAUAGUUACGGAAUACCCAUCGUUUAGAAACCUGACUAGCUAGUUUAUACAGCUACAAUGUAAGCUUGUUCAAGAAUCACUGAUUCAGACAACCAAAUUCACAAUAGUUGUAAUAAUUUUACGUUAAAAUCUUGUGCAACAGUGCAAAUAAAUACCUAAAUAUAGGAAUAAUUAAACAUUUCAAAAGCUUUAUUAGGUUCAAGUGUUUGUCUUGAUCCUCAAGAUCUGAAUUCAAUUUCAUUAUCACUCUAGGGCACUCCACAAAGCCCAAUUUUUAAAAGCCUCUAAUUUAAAAUUGAGAAAUGUAACAAUGUAACAUCUGGAGGAAAAUGUGCUUCCCCAGAAUAUAUUGAUAAAAAAUUAACUCAAGGAUACUUGGGGUUUUUUGUUUCAGAUUCAGUUUUGAAUCAGUAGAAAGCCAAUAAUCCUUUUUCUUUAGUAUCAAAACUAAUAAGUAGUUCUAUAUCUUCCUAUCAAUACAAGUCAAUGACUGUGUGGAUGAGAAAAUCAACACUUUAUAAUAAGGAGAACUUUUUUUAUUAUUUUGAGAAUAAUAAAGAAUAUAAAACUUUAUUAUUUGAAAGGCAGUCUGAGUAAGUGUUUAAUAUCCAGUAACCUCAAUUUAUUGACAUUACCUUGUAUCUUGAUGAUAGAGAAGCCGAAUAUUACAGAACCUAUAAUAAUAUAUUAGAUAUUCUUGGCUAAAUGGGUGGGCUAUUAGAAUUAAUGUUAUUUUUGGUAGGAACAAUUGUCAAACCAUUUAACAAACUUUCUUGUGACUUAUUUUUAGCAUCAGAAAUAUUUUACUUUGAAAAAUCUCAUGGUUAAUAAAAGAUCGUUCCUUAAGUGCAAGGUUUAGGGUAAUCUGAAGGACUUGUAAAUUCAAGUUAAUUGGCUUAGUUAAAAAAAUACUUUAAAUUAAAAGCCUAAUAAAUUAAGUUAUAUAUUUAUCAAUAUUUAUUUACGUGUGGGCCUGAUAGACAAUUAAUUUAAUAAAGUAUUGAGUCAAUCUACAACUAAAUCGAUAUUAUCUAUAUUAUUAAUAAAUUAAUCGAAAUUGACAAAUUGAAGAAAAUAUUGUUAAAUGAGGAUUAGCAAAUAUUGUUUAAUUUUAUACACAAGCCAAAAAUCUAAUUAGGAGCCAGAGAAAAAAUGAAAGAGAGUAUUAAUCAAAAUUAAUACGAUUUGAAUAAACUUUCCUUUGAAGAGGAGAUAAUUUAGGCCUUCAAUUCUUAUACUAUGAUUAAAGAAAGCACUCAUAAAAAAUAUUAAAAAAUAAACCAAAGUAUUUUAAGUCUUUUGGAUAAGGAUGUCAAAAUGAUUUUUGAAACAAAUGACAAUCAAAAAGCAUAGAAGUAAACAUCAAUUCUUUAGAUACAAUAAGUUAGUUCAUUUAACGAUUUGAGUCUUUAAGAAAAUAGAGUUGAUAUCUGA
Paramecium tetraurelia is the source of this 1725-nucleotide messenger RNA. RefSeq lists its product as uncharacterized. The record is from RefSeq and is a predicted model, not a curated record. NCBI's taxonomy places the organism in Eukaryota, Ciliophora, Oligohymenophorea, Peniculida, Parameciidae. The transcript has 3 exons. Gene Ontology annotation, molecular function: double-stranded DNA binding. Gene Ontology annotation, biological process: reciprocal meiotic recombination. Gene Ontology annotation, cellular component: nucleus.